Messenger RNA from Lactuca sativa (garden lettuce), 1698 nucleotides. RefSeq lists its product as uncharacterized. The record is from RefSeq and is a predicted model, not a curated record. Gene Ontology annotation, molecular function: protein binding. NCBI's taxonomy places the organism in Eukaryota, Viridiplantae, Streptophyta, Magnoliopsida, Asterales, Asteraceae.
GCCUUGCUUAGCUGGCAGUGGUUCUAUGCCAGUGGCCAAAACCAACCACAAAAACCCCUUUCAUGCCUUCAUUUCUCCAAACCCUUCCAUCAACAAAACAAAACCACCAUGAAACUGAAAUUGAAAUCUACAACUUUUUGAAUUCAAAACUGAAAACCCUCUCAAGCUUGAUUCAAUGGUGUCUCUUGAAGAAACCCGUCGUUCUAAUUCCUCCAUAACUCGACCUUACCCUUACUAUACACCACCUUUAUCUUCUUCUUCACCUUCCAGGAGCAAACAUAUGGGUCGCUCCAUGAGAACCAUUCGUUCAAAUUUCCACCAAUCCGAUUACAGCAACGCGUGUUCCUUCACAUCCACCGAAACCCACUUUAACGAUGAAAACCUUACUGAUUCUGUUAUCGAUGUUCAUUUGCAGGAGCUCGCUACAGCUACCUGUGGGAGCAACCGUAAGCCGUUGAAAUCAGCGUCUUCCACGAUGUCCUCUGACGAUUUUUUAGAAAUUUCUCAAGCCUUCAGUGAUUUCUCGGCUUACAGUAGUGAUAUAUCGGGAGAAUUACAACGGUUGGCCACUUUCCCGGAGGAAUCGAGAGAGAAUGAUGAGAAUCGGGAGCUGCAACCGGAGCCGGAGCCUUGUGAAGGGUUUCUGCAACGGGAGAAUUUCUCAACGGAGAUAAUUGAGAGCAUUUCGCCUGAGGAUUUACAGCCGACUGUUAAGAUCUGUGUUGAUAGUCUCAGGUCGAGUUCCGUUGCCGUGAAGAGGUCGGCGGCAGCGAAGCUGAGACUGCUAGCGAAGAACCGAUCAGAUAAUCGAGCGUUAAUCGGAGAGUCCGGCGCCAUUCCGGCGUUGAUUCCACUUCUCCGGUGUACCGAUCCUUGGACUCAAGAGCACGCCGUUACUGCGCUACUUAAUCUAUCUCUCCUCGACGAUAACAAACCACUGAUUGCCAACACCGAAGCAGUAAAAUCCCUAAUUUAUGUUGUAAAAACCGGGACGGAAGUUUCAAAGCAAAACGCUGCCUGUGCGUUGUUAAGUUUAGCUUUGGUCGACGAAAACAAGGCGUCAAUCGGAGCUUGCGGAGCUAUUCCUCCAUUGGUAUCUCUCCUAAUCAAUGGUUCUAAUCGAGGGAAGAAAGACGCGUUAACCACUCUGUAUAAGCUCUGCUCGAUGAAGGCGAACAAGAAGAGAGCAGUAUCUGCUGGGGUGGUGAAGCCUUUGGUGGAGCUGGUUGCCGGGGAAACGGGUGUCGGAAUGGCAGAGAAAGCGAUGGUGGUGUUGAGUAGCUUGGCGGCGAUAGAGGAAGGGAAGACCGCGAUCGUGGAAGAAGGUGGGAUUACGGCGUUGGUGGAGGUGAUUGAGGAUGGUACAUCGGUGAAAGGGAAAGAAUUCGCGGUGGUGACAUUGUUGCAGGUGUGUGAAGAAGGUGUUUAUAGCGGCAGAAACAGAGGGUUGUUGGUCGGAGAAGGUGCAAUUCCGCCGCUUGUUGCUCUUUCACAGACGUCAACCGCCAGAACUAAACACAAGGCUGAAAGAUUACUUGGGUACCUGAGAGAACAAAGGCAAGAAGGUUCUUCCACUCCAAUAUGAACAGUUUGGUUGGCUGUAUAUAAAUAUAUUAUAUUAUUAUAGGAAAUGGAUUUUGUAGAGUGGAAUAAAAUAUUAUUGGGUUUGAUUUUUUAAUAUUAUAUAUAUUUUUAAAA